Mesorhabditis spiculigera is the source of this 708-nucleotide messenger RNA. Lineage: Eukaryota; Metazoa; Nematoda; Chromadorea; Rhabditida; Rhabditidae. The record is from the annotation of a GenBank genome assembly.
AUGACUGUUGCGUUGUCGAGGGGAGCUGAGGCACAAAAUUUCAUGUCGUUCCUCACCCCAUUUCUCGGCAGCGGCCUUUCCGGAAAUAACGAGGGCGCCGCGGCAGCUGCCUCUUCGUCUUCUUCUGGAUUUGGGGGUCUCUUAAACAAUUUUGCGUCAACCGGAAAUAGCGCGGGCCCGGGCAGCAACAUGCCAUUCGCCGAGAUCGCUCAGCUGGGCAUGCAGCUGCUGAACAAGGGCGGCCCUGGUGGUGGAGGUCGAAUGCCACCCUUUGGCGGGCCACCUCGACCUCGUGGUGGAGGAGGAGGAGGUAUCGGUGCCAUUUCGUCGGCGGACUACGACGAAGUGAACCAGGUACAACACCGAAAGGCGGAACGCAUCCGAGCCCAGCAGCAACGACAGCAAAAGAUGCAAAAACAGCGCCAAGAGCAGCGCCGCCGCCGUCAGCAAGCCGCACAGCGCAAAAGGAUUGAGGCCCAGCAGCGAAGACGGGAAGAUCUUGACUAUCAGACAAGCGCCGAGCAACAAAGACCCGAAUUUCAAUUCCAAAUGGAGCGCCUGCAAAAGGCACGCCAGGCCAAGGCGAGGCGCGAUUUUCAGUGUCUCCAGUUUGGUAUCAACCACCUCCCGGAUAUCAGCCACCAUCCCGCCCUGAUUUUCAUGAAGCCACCCAUCUCAUCCGCCAGCCACAACAGCCUCGCCAAGCUU